Messenger RNA from Spodoptera litura, 2176 nucleotides. It is a transcript of the gene ND-49, whose product is annotated as NADH dehydrogenase (ubiquinone) 49 kDa subunit. Gene Ontology annotation, molecular function: quinone binding; oxidoreductase activity, acting on NAD(P)H; NAD binding. The record is from RefSeq and is a predicted model, not a curated record. NCBI's taxonomy places the organism in Eukaryota, Metazoa, Arthropoda, Insecta, Lepidoptera, Noctuidae. Gene Ontology annotation, cellular component: respiratory chain complex I. Gene Ontology annotation, biological process: mitochondrial electron transport, NADH to ubiquinone.
AAAUGUUUUGGAACGGAACGCAGUCCCGUCAAAAAUGGCCUCUAUGUUCAGUGUUUUGCUGCGAAAAUCCGCAAAUUUGGGCCAAACAGCGGCCUUAACAAAGAAUUUACCAGCCCUUUAUAAUGUGAACAGCCAACGUAACGCACACAGAUGGAUGCCAGAUGCGGAGUAUGUGAAGCAGUUCGAGGGGGCCGUCAUGUACCCUGACGAUGUCACCUCGCUGCUGAAACAUCCACCUUACCACGGUGUGGUGGCUCCCGGAGAGAAGCAAGUCAAGAACAUGGUCCUCAACUUCGGACCUCAACAUCCGGCCGCUCACGGAGUGUUGCGAUUGGUGCUUGAACUGGACGGAGAAACGGUCCGCGCAGCAGACCCUCACAUCGGCCUCCUACACCGGGGCACAGAGAAGCUGAUAGAAUACAAGACGUACACCCAGGCGCUGCCUUACUUCGACCGACUGGACUAUGUGUCCAUGAUGUGCAAUGAACAAUGCUAUAGCUUGGCCGUUGAGAAGUUGCUCAACAUUGAUAUACCGCUGAGAGCUAAAUAUAUUCGAACUCUCUUCGCUGAAAUAACUCGUCUAUUAAACCACAUCAUGGCAGUUGGUACCCACGCGCUUGACGUGGGUGCUCUCACUCCUUUCUUCUGGCUGUUCGAGGAGCGAGAGAAGAUGAUGGAGUUCUACGAAAGAGUUAGCGGAGCCAGGAUGCACGCUGCCUACAUCAGACCGGGAGGAGUUUCCCUUGACAUGCCAUUAGGUCUUAUGGAUGACAUCUACGAGUUUUCAUCCAAAUUCGCUGAGCGUUUGGAUGAGGUGGAAGAUGUCCUGACAACCAACAGGAUCUGGGUGCAGAGGACUAAGGAUAUCGGUGUCGUCACCGCUCAGGAUGCUCUCAAUUACGGCUUCAGCGGUGUGAUGCUCCGCGGGUCGGGCAUCAAAUGGGACCUGCGCAAGUCGCAGCCGUACGACGCGUACCAUCUGGUAGACUUCGACGUACCUAUUGGUACCAACGGGGAUUGCUAUGACAGAUACCUGUGCCGCGUGGAGGAGAUGCGUCAGUCGCUCCGCAUCAUCGACCAGUGCCUCAACCAGAUGCCCCCCGGAGAGGUCAAGACGGACGAUGCCAAGCUCACGCCACCCUCGCGCGAGGAGAUGAAGACGUCAAUGGAGGCCCUCAUCCACCACUUCAAGUUGUUCACGCAAGGCUACCAGGUGCCCCCAGGGUCCACGUACACGGCUGUAGAGGCUCCAAAGGGAGAGUUCGGGAUCUACCUCGUCUCUGAUGGAGGAUCCAAGCCUUACAGAUGCAAGAUCAAGGCGCCCGGCUUCGCUCACCUGGCUGCUCUAGAGAAAGUCGGCAAAAACUCCAUGUUAGCAGACAUCGUUGCUAUCAUCGGCACCCUCGACGUGGUCUUCGGAGAAAUUGACCGAUAAACACCGAUUUUUAGUACAAAAUGCCGGUUUAAUCCGAAAAUACCGAAUUUCGUAAAUGUACCGGAGUUAAUAAUUUGGUGCUAAGUUCCGGUUAUUCGUCAUAAUCUAUACUAAUAUUAUAAAGCUAAAGAGUUUGUUUGUCUGCGCUAAGCUCCUUAAAUACUAGUUUAAAUUGAAUAAUUCUUUUCGUGUUGCAUAGCCCAUUUACUGAGGCAGGCUAUUAAUAAAACACCAAGCAAAUAAACUUUUUCGCAUUUAUAACAUUCGUUGUGAUUUACGUUUUAAAAUGGUCGUCAAAUUUUUUAAAUGAACUGUGGGAGUGAGAUGCAGACAUCUUGUUGUCUCACUCGUACAUGUGGACUUUGUAAAUAAUAAAUCAUAUUUAUUUCUGUAAAUGGUAAUUUAACAUCUUUAAAUUACUAGAUUUCUGCAUUACCUAUCGGACUACUCUGAGAAGAAGCCGAAACUAACUCGGAGGUCAUAAUCUCAUUAUAAAGGCGUUGACGUCCUACGUCUCUUUCUUACAAGAUAUAUUAUAAUUAUGUAUUUGUGGACGAAUUCAAACUGUUUUUUUUUUUCGAAAUCUAUGGUUUGUUAAUUUACGAUUUUCGGUAUUUUCCGUAAAAACCGAAUUUUAGAUAAGAGAAACUUUAAUAGUGUAAAAUGUCAACGUAGAUUCCCAUGUACAUUUUUUUUUUAAUUUUUAAGCAAUAAAUUAUUGUUAAAUAAUUUUGAACCUUA